AUGGCAUCCACAAUAUCGUCAACACCACACAACCAGAGGUGGAGUCCACGAUCAAUUCGAUGUCAUCAUUUAUUGGUACUCGUAUGGAUUAUUUCUCUUUCUUAUCAACUUUUCACUCUUUUAAAUUCUUCUAGUCUAGAUGAUUUUCCUUCGUUAUCAUCGACGUCUUCAGUGAUGAAUUUUCAGUCCUUCCAAAAGGAUCAUCCAAUCUCACAGUUGUAUAGUAAUAAUACUAUCAACAGCAACUCUUCAUUAAUUACGAGUACCAUCAUCCAUUCUCAUGACCACUUUUCCGAACCAGACAACAUUCGAUCGGAACACUACUUUUUCGUGAUGGCUCAAUCUACCUCGACUCAAUGUUUUGAAAGUGUCACCAACAAUACAGUAUAUUGCUGUCCUCCACCUUAUCAAAAGGAAGCUAGAAAAUCAAAAUUGACAGCAUUCUUGUUGUCCUUCUUUUUAGGAGUUUUAGGUGUGGAUCGAUUUUAUUUGGGAUUCUAUUUGAUGGGAGUUAUUAAAUUGUUGACCAUUGGAGGUUGUGGAGUUUGGUGGCUAUUGGAUUGGAUUUUAAUUCUCGCCAACUCAGUAACAGAUGUACGAGGCUGUGCUCUCCGAGAUGACAUUUCUGCUCCAAUUUAA
Naegleria lovaniensis is the source of this 639-nucleotide messenger RNA. RefSeq lists its product as uncharacterized. NCBI's taxonomy places the organism in Eukaryota, Heterolobosea, Eutetramitea, Acrasida, Naegleriidae. The record is from RefSeq and is a predicted model, not a curated record. The transcript is spliced from 2 exons. Bases 1 to 639 code for a protein of 212 amino acids.